ACUGCGCGUGCGCCGCGCUGCACCGCCCCGUGACGUCAUGGCGCCCGCGCCUCCUCCGCCGCUACCGCCGCGGUCGCAGGCAUUUUUCUCUAGUAACCUGGUGCAACCUGGUGAGUGCCCUCGAGGGGUGUCGAGGCGCGGGCGGGGUCCAGGUGCCGGAGAGCUGUCGUGAAGGACCUCUGAGUGGAUAUUCCCAAGGAGUCUCUUCAGUUAUGGCUUUGGGAUUAAAGUGUUUCCGCCUGAUCCACCCUGCUUUUUGCAGUUACCUUGCUACUUUGACCAGACCUGUUUCAGAAAUGUCCAUGAAGAUAGUGAAUGGAAGACAGCAGGACCAUAGGCAGCACACAGCCUAUGCGGGUGUACCGGUUCGCCAUUUUGCAACCAAGAAAGCCAAAGCUAAAGGGAAAGGACAGUCCCAAGCCAGAGUGAAUAUUAACACAGCCUUGGUUGAAGAUAUAAUCAGCUUGGAAGAGGUGGAUGAAGAAAUGAAGUCUGUGAUGGAAGCUCUCAAGGAUAACUUCAAUAAAACUCUAAACUUACGGACCUCACCAGGAUCCCUUGAUCAUAUUGCUGUAGUAACUGCUGAUGGGAAGCUUGCUUUAAACCAGAUUGGCCAGAUCUCCAUGAAGUCACCACAAUUGAUUUUGGUGAAUAUGGCCAGCUUUCCAGAGUGUACAGCUGCAGCUAUCAAGGCUAUAAGAGAAAGUGGAAUGAAUCUGAAUCCAGAAGUGGAAGGGACGCUAAUUCGGGUACCCAUUCCUCAAGUAACCAGGGAGCACAGAGAAAUGCUGGUGAAACUGGCCAAACAGAACACCAACAAGGCCAAAGACAAUUUACGGAAGGUUCGUACCAGUGCGAUGAAUAAGCUGAAGAAAUCAAAGGACAAGACUUCAGAGGACACCAUUAGGCUCAUAGAGAAACAGAUCAGCCAAAUGGCCGACGACACAGUCACAGAGCUGGACAGGCAUCUGGCAGUAAAGACCAAAGAACUCCUGGGAUGAAAAUCCAUCAGUCCCAGCCACACACCAGAGUCUGGUUUCUGGUCAUCCCAGAGGUGACAGACUGGCACCUCCCACCACCCUCUCCAGCCUUCCAGUGGGAUGCCCAGACUUACCGAGUCUCUUUCUCGUUUCCCUGCCUAGCCCCAUUCUGCUUUGAGCCUUCUGGUGUGGCAUCCCUCAGAGGCACUGCUGCUGGUAGACGACCUUUACCCUGGCAAUGGUCUUGACUGUGACGUCACCAGGGAUAAGACUGGGACCGUCGGCAGGCUUAGCACCCUGCUUCUCAUUGCUGCAGCCUCCUUGCAGGCCUGCCCCUUGUGUUCGACUCAUGUUUGGACUUCAGUCUGACUGGUAACAAUAAAACCUAAAUAAAUUGGAAAAAUGGCAACCACAAAGGAAGGGUAGAGUGGUCCAAAUGGAAGAGCUCCAAAAACCUGUAUGUGAAGCAACUGAGAAUAGUGCUUUUUCCUCUCCAUCGUCUUCACACUGCUGUUUUCUGCUUGGACCCUUUUCCUCUCCUCAUCAGCUAGUCCUGUUUAUGGUGGAUAUCAUAUCCUCUGAGAAGUCUCUGCCCCCCCACCUAGGGCUCCAUUUUGGGCUUUUAGUCUCUGUCUUCUGCUUUGAUUUGAACCUCUGAUUUUGUUUUUCCUCGUCUGUAUCUUGACAUAGUACCUGGAGAGACUGACUCACAGGAACACUUGAAGUUGUCCAUGUAUUUGUGUUAUGAAUAAAAUGUACAUAAUAGCUACUCAGAAAAUGCUGACUU
Nannospalax galili (Upper Galilee mountains blind mole rat) is the source of this 1767-nucleotide messenger RNA. RefSeq names its product mitochondrial ribosome recycling factor (gene Mrrf). Gene Ontology annotation, biological process: translation. Gene Ontology annotation, cellular component: mitochondrion. Gene Ontology annotation, molecular function: ribosomal large subunit binding. NCBI's taxonomy places the organism in Eukaryota, Metazoa, Chordata, Mammalia, Rodentia, Spalacidae. The record is from RefSeq and is a predicted model, not a curated record. Bases 213 to 1001 code for a protein of 262 amino acids. The transcript is spliced from 7 exons.